Messenger RNA from Myxocyprinus asiaticus (Chinese sucker), 569 nucleotides. RefSeq names its product mitochondrial import receptor subunit TOM7 homolog. The record is from RefSeq and is a predicted model, not a curated record. The transcript has 3 exons. NCBI's taxonomy places the organism in Eukaryota, Metazoa, Chordata, Actinopteri, Cypriniformes, Catostomidae. Gene Ontology annotation, biological process: protein import into mitochondrial matrix. Gene Ontology annotation, cellular component: mitochondrial outer membrane translocase complex. The coding region runs from base 89 to 256 and encodes 55 amino acids.
ACACGUGUUUCCUGCGAUCUUCCGUGUCCUUCACGCUGCACGUCUGAUCCAGAGCCGAUCGUUCAUUCAAUCUGAAAAUAAUCACAUCAUGGCCAAACUGAGUAAAGAGAGUAAACAGCGGCUGCAGCAGGUGUUCCAGUGCGGCCAGUUCAUCAUCCGCUGGGGCUUCAUCCCAACUGUGCUCUAUCUUGGUUUCAAACGAGGUGCAGAUCCGGGAAUGCCUGAGCCAACAGUCUUCAGUUUGCUUUGGGGAUGAAGACGUACUGGAGAGCCGCAGCACACAUAUAUAUCUGGAUCUUCUCAAAACUUUACUCUCUAUAAAACUCAAUGAAGACUCAUAGACGAACAUCUUCCAUCAUCUCAACUUCGGAGCUUUGAAACUUAAUUUUGUGUUGAUAUUUAUGUAAAGACUAUACAUCACAUCAUUUCCAUAUUUUUUGCUUUCUGGGAUUUCUCUGUCCAAAACAUGUAUUGUCAUGAGAAACACAAAAAUGUAACCAAAUUGUCUUUAUUUCUUCAAAUUAUAUCAUUGUAAACAGUCUCAUUAAAAGUUUACAUUUAUAAAUAUU